Messenger RNA from Emericellopsis atlantica, 1071 nucleotides. Its product is annotated as glycerol-3-phosphate phosphatase. The transcript is spliced from 3 exons. The record is from RefSeq and is a predicted model, not a curated record. Gene Ontology annotation, molecular function: sugar-phosphatase activity; beta-phosphoglucomutase activity. Lineage: Eukaryota; Fungi; Ascomycota; Sordariomycetes; Hypocreales; Bionectriaceae. The coding region runs from base 210 to 926 and encodes 238 amino acids.
ACACUUUCUCACGAUCAAUAAAUGUUCACACCACACGCAACCAACACUUCCGGGGUACAACGACGUCGAUACACCUCAAAUACAACAAAGCAAAAAUACUACUACUUCUUUCAUCCACGCCGUAGCACCCAUUGCUUGCGACACAUUGGUUGCAAACCUGCCAUCACCGUCACUUCAGUCAUCUCAGGGGUGCAUCAACACAACAGACCAUGGGUUCACAACUCGACUUUACGUCGGAGCCCGUCAGGGCCUCCUUUGACGGGUUUCUAUUCGACAUGGACGGCACAAUCAUUGAUUCGACACCGGCUAUCGUCAAACACUGGGAGAACCUCGGGGGUGAUAUCGGCGUAGACCCUGCCACCAUCCUGGCAACGUCCCACGGCCGUCGUAGCAUCGAUGUGCUUAAGAUCCUCGCGCCGGAGAAAGCCAAUUGGGAAUAUGUCAAAGAGAUGGAAGGUCGUCUGCCGAGAGAGCAUGCCUCCUCUGCUACCGAAAUCCCCGGCGCCCGCACCCUCAUUGACAAACUCAUUUCACUCGCUUUUCCCUGGACGAUUGUCACCUCGGGCACACGACCUCUCGUGACUGGCUGGCUGAGCGUGCUAUCUCUCGCGAUACCGGAGCACAUUGUGACGGCAGAGGACGUCCCCGUGGGAAAACCUGAUCCCGAGUGCUACCUCCUUGGGAGGAAGAAGCUGGGCCUGCAAGACGAAGGGAAGGACAUCCUGGUCUUGGAAGAUGCGCCCGCGGGUAUCAAAGCGGGCAAGGCGGCAGGAUGCAAAGUGAUAGGCCUGGUAACGAGCCACACAGCCGAUCAGGUCGCCGCUGCGGGGCCAGAUUGGAUCGUGAAGGACCUGGAGAGCGUCAAGGUCGUUGGUGUCGAGGGAGGGAAAGUCACCAUUGAGAUUUCAAACGCCGUGAGGUGCUGAGGCACACCGGUGAAAGAGGCCGAAUGGAUACGUAUUCUGCAUCAGAGAGGGUUCCGAAAUGCGGCGAAACUGGCGAGACAUAAUCGAUAGAAGUAAAGAAGCAUUCCAAGAGAAAGAACCUAGAGGGUGAUUUAUAUGAGACUGA